GGAGGACACAAUUCACUAAAAGCCACAUGGUUAGAAUUUAACUUCUGUGCUGGGAUCCCCACUUAGAAUCUACCCAUAGAAAACAUACCUCUCAUCUGACAGACUUGACAAGGGCUCUCAGAGCAGGCAGGUUUUCAAGGGCAAAUGGCUGGUUUCCUCUCAGACCUGGUUCAAUACCGGAAGCUAUUGCUAAUGAUUAUGGUGCUAGGGAUUGGGGGAACCCACCUGUCUGGUUUUCAAAUGUCUGUCAUCAAUUACACAUCUCCGUACAUUCAGAAGUUUAUCAACGAAACUUGGCUGGAGCGAUACGGGUCUGUGCUGCAACAGGAGACACUCACAUUAUUGUGGUCCCUCAUCGUGUCUAUGUACUGUGUAGGUGGAAUGAUAGGCUGUCUGUGCAGUGGGCUCCUGACAGCAAAAUACGGAAAGAAGAAAUGUCUGCUGUUCAAUGACGUGGUCCUCAUAAUAGCCACACUGCAUACUGGCUUCAGUAGGAGAGCCAAAUCUUUUGAGAUGAUCCUGAUUGGGCGCUUCCUUGAGGGCAUCGGUGCUGGAAUACACUUGAAUGCCCACGUUCAAUAUGCUGGAGAGAUCUCACCGAAGAGGUUGCGUGGGUUUGUAAAUGUGAGCUGCUCUGUGUUUCUUGCACUAGGAAAAGCUGUAGCAAGAAUUCUUGGAUUAAGAGAUCUUUUAGGAACUGAAGACAUGUGGAAUGUGCUAUUGUCCUUCUCUGGGUUGGUGGCAUUGAUUCAGCUGGUCUUUUUGCCAUUCUUUCCUGAGUCCCCUCCCUAUCUCUUGAUGCAAAAAGGAGACAAAGCUGGUUGCUUGAAAGCCAUGAAGCAACUCUGGGGAGAAGAGAAUUACCUCACAGAAUUUGAUGACAUGAUGAAGGAAAAGGCUAUAACAAAAGGCACCAAAAUCAUGAAUGUCCUAGAGAUGCUGAAGGAACCAUCUGUGUAUCCACAGCUGAGCACCAUGCUCCUCAUUUUACUGAGUCUACAGCUCUGUGGCUUGAGUGCAAUCACAUUUUACACCUCAGAAAUUUUUCAGACAGCCAACCUGCAGGAAAGCAUAAUCCCAUAUGUAUCUCUAGGAGUUGCAAUUUCUGAGCUCAUCUCUCUCGUCUUCUGUAGUUCCAUUAUCGAUCGCUUUGGACGCCGGAUACUCCUGUGGGGUGGUUAUUUGCUGAUGGCACUGAUACUCAUGUUGCUUGAAAUAAGCCUUCUACUGAGCGAUCAGUUCCUCUGGAUGCGGUACUGCAGUGUUAUUCUUAUCUUUUUAUUCGUCAUUGCCUAUGGAUUAGGACCAGCUGGAGCCGUCAUGUCUGUCAUGAAUGAAAUCUUCACCCUCUCGACAAGGUCCUCUGCUUUUGUAAUUGGUGGAAUCAUCAUCUGGCUAGGCCUCACUUUCACAGGAAUGAUUUUCCCCUUUGCUGUCAUUUUCCUUGGUCCUUUUUGCUUCCUCAUCUUUAUUGCUGUCCUGGUCAUUUCAGCGGUUCUCAUCUACCUGUUCCUCCCAGAAACAAAAGGGAAAUCAACCUCUGAAAUCACAGGGGAAUUCAAAAAGUGCCAGUUUAAGAAGAAACGUCGUCAGACUGUGGAGAAGAAUGCUACUGAAGAGAAGACAUUCUGCACCAAGCUCUGAUAGGCCACCAAGCAACUCCCACUGACAAAAAACCCUGUCUCAAAAUCAAACUGAAAAUUAAACCGUAACAUGGACUUUUCUCAAUAAAAUGUAAUGCAAAAAGUAA
Strigops habroptila (Kakapo) is the source of this 1750-nucleotide messenger RNA. RefSeq names its product solute carrier family 2, facilitated glucose transporter member 11-like. Gene Ontology annotation, biological process: monosaccharide transmembrane transport. The record is from RefSeq and is a predicted model, not a curated record. Gene Ontology annotation, molecular function: hexose transmembrane transporter activity. Bases 145 to 1644 code for a protein of 499 amino acids. Gene Ontology annotation, cellular component: membrane. The transcript is spliced from 12 exons. NCBI's taxonomy places the organism in Eukaryota, Metazoa, Chordata, Aves, Psittaciformes, Psittacidae.